AUGGGCAAGAAGAAGCGCUCACACCCCAACAUCGAGGAGCUCCUCGAGCGCCCGUGGUGCUAUUACUGCGAGCGUGACUUCGAGGAUCUGAAGCUCUUGAUAUCCCAUCAGAAGGCGAAGCACUUCAAAUGCGAUCGUUGCGGUCGCAGGCUGAAUACUGCAGGAGGUCUCUCCGUCCACAUGAAUCAAGUCCACAAGGAGACACUCUCACACGUCGAAAAUGCGCUUCCUAAUCGCCAGGCUCUGGAUGUUGAGAUCUUCGGGAUGGAAGGUGUGCCCGAGGAGGUUAGGGAGCAGCACAAACAAAGGAUCCACCAGAACUAUUGGGCAGCCCAGGACGAACGUUUCAAAGCGACAGGAAACCCUCCUCCCGGCCAAGAGCGACCAUCCAAGAAGAUCAAGGUUGAGACCCCGGAGGAGCUGAAGAAGAGGUUCGCAGAUUUCCGCGCAAAGAAGGCAGCAGGAAUACCAACGGGCACAAAUGGCAACGCGAAUCCCGCGCCUGCCAACGUUCAAAGUCCCGCACAGAGUGGCAGUCCAGGCACAUUUAAUUCGCCGUUCGCCCCUCCACAACCAUACGCCCAACCUGGUUUCCCGAACUACCCGCCAACUGGCCCGCCCCCAGCUGCUGGCUUCCAACAAUACCCUGCUUCCUCUCUUCCCGCCCGUCCACCAAGUCUGCCGACCGCACCAAACCUCCCCCAGCGACCAGGUUAUCCGGCUGGGAAUUAUUAUCCAGGCCAACCUGGCGCACCAGGCUUCCCUGCCGCUGGUGGCGCAUCAGCAGUGGAUGAGCUCGUGGCCAACGCGAGGCAAGGCGAUGAUAUCGAUCAGCUCAUCCGCAUGGCCGAAGCUGGCAUCAAGCCAGCCAAGACACCAACGGACGGCGCGCCAAGUGCCCCGCCUCCGGCUGAUGGCGGAGAAAAGAAGUCGAAGAAAGAGAAGGGGCGGAUGGUGUAUGCCGAUACAGAUUUCAGUCCUGAGGAAAGGAUGGCGAUGCUGCCCAAGUACGCUUGGACGCCUGCUACAGCAGCGUAG
Molecule: messenger RNA, 1038 nt
Organism: Diaporthe amygdali
Lineage: Eukaryota; Fungi; Ascomycota; Sordariomycetes; Diaporthales; Diaporthaceae
Exons: 4
Coding region: 1-1038 (345 amino acids)
Cellular component (GO): nucleus
Molecular function (GO): DNA binding
Source: RefSeq, a predicted model, not a curated record